UUCGCGCGGAGACUUCUUGGCUUGUCGGGCUCGCGCUCAUGGCGGCUGCAGGCAGGGCGCGCGCAGUCCCGAAGCGCCUCGGUUUAUGAAACGCGAGAAGGAAGGAGACCGUUAAAAAUGUGGCGGGGAUAAACCAAACGACCUCCGGUUUUACAUUUUAAAUAAUGUUUGCAGAGGCCAGUCUGUCCGUCUGGGGAUGGGGGGGUCUGGGAGUCGUCCUCUUCCUCAUCACAUUUGGACCUUUUGCCAUUUUUUAUCUGGCCUUCUACAUCCUCUUUUUCAUUGGCGGGUGCUUCGUAGUGCUUCUUUUAUUUGGAAAGAUAAACUCUGAGAAACACUUGGAAAGGUGUGAACACUCCUACCUGCCAUCAACACAGACGGCCAUACUGAAGGUUUUGGAGGAGAUGAAAUCAGAGUCCAAACCCAUAAAGAUUGAUCGACGUUUGACAGGAGCCAGUAUCAUAGAUGAGCCACUGCAGCAGGUCAUCCAGUUUGCUUUGAGGGACUAUAUCCAGUAUUGGUAUUACACAUUGAGUGAAGAUGAAGCGUUCCUCUUGGAGAUCCGUCAGACGGUCCAGAACGCCCUCGUUGAGUUCUCCACCAGGUCUAAAGAGGUGGACUGGCAGACGUAUUUCACCACCAGACUGGUGGAUGAUUUCGCCAAUCAUCUGCGUGUUUUCAGGAAAGCUCAGGAGAGGCUAAAUGAGCGAGAAGAUCCGAAACAACGUGACUCUUCGGAAGAGUUGUUGGACUCGUUUUUUGAGGCGGAGGUGGAAAUGGAGAGGAAGAUCUGUAGAGAUGUUGUCUGCAUGUCACGCAAGGAUGAAGAAGGUUACCUGCGGGAUCUCUGUGAAGUGCUGCUAUACCUGUUACUACCUCCUGGAGAUUUCCACAACAAGAAUAUGAGAUACUUCCUCAAGGAAGUUUUGGCCAGAGGUGUUCUGCUGCCCUUAAUUAACCAGCUGAGUGACCCUGAUUACAUCAAUCAGUUCAUCAUCUGGAUGAUUCGUGACUCCAGCUGUAACUACGAGGCCUUCUUGAACAUCUUAAAGCUGACAGACAAAGUGGACGAGCUGGAGGCCGUCAAAGACAAAGUCCUGGAGGAGCUUCAGUACCUGCGAUCUCUGGACACGGGAGGAGACGAUAUCAACUUCAUUAAGAAUCAAAUCAAUAGUCUGAUCUUUGUGAAGAAAGUCUGUGAAACACGGAUACAACGGCUGCGAUCAGGGAAGGAAGUUGACGCUUUGAAACUCGCUGCUAAUUUCGGGAAGCUGUGUGUGAUUCCAUUGGAACAUAUAUUAGUGCACAACAUCGCGCUGCAGUUCUUUAUGGACUACAUGCAGCACAUGGGCGGUCAGGCGAUCCUGUUCUUCUGGCUGACGGUGGAGGGCUAUCGGGUCACAGCCCAGCAGCAGCUGGAGGUCUUACAGAGCAGCCAGAGAGACGGGAAGAUUCAGAGCAGCCAGACCACCAAAGGCCUGCUGAGAUCCGCCGCGCUCGGUGUCUACGACCAGUACCUGUCCGAGAAGGCCUCUCCUAGGGUGGAGGUGGACGAAGCGUCUGUAACCAGACUGGCUCAAAAACUCAGUAAAGAGGAUCCCACACCAGAAAUAUUUGAUGAAAUACAGAAAAAGGUGUAUGACACGAUGUUACGGGACGAGAGGUUCUACCCGUCGUUUAAGCAGCACCCGCUGUACGUGCAGAUGCUGGCCGAGCUGGACAUGCUGAAAGAGCCCAGUUACAGGGGUUCAGACGACGGGGACGGAGAGUCAUUCAACGGGUCCCCAACAGGAAGCAUUAAUUUAUCAUUAGAUGAUCUCAUCAGCGGGACCGUGGAUGAGUCUGUUCAGCUUCAUGCCUUUAUCUCUGACACGGCUGAUGCUUUUCUAAACCCACUUCCUGUGGCAGGCGUGUGUAAUGAUCACGGGAAGACGUACGCUCUCUAUACUCUCACCGUCGUACGCAAGAGCUCGGACGGCAGCGAGGACAUCUGGAAGACGUACCGCCGAUACAGCGAUUUCCACGACUUCCACAUGCGCAUCACCGAGCAGUUUGAGACCCUCGGUCCGAUUCUCAAGCUUCCUGGUAAAAAGACCUUUAACAACAUGGACAGGGAGUUUUUGGAGAAGAGGAAGAAGGACCUGAACUCUUAUUUACAGCUGCUGCUGAACCCUGAGAUGGUGAAGGCCUGUCCCAUGCUGGUGCCCUACAUCUAUGACUUCCUGGAGAACAAAGCCUACAGCAAGGGCAAAGGAGACUUCGCACGCAAGAUGGACACGUUUGUGAAUCCUCUCCGGAGCUCCAUGAGGAACGUGUCCAAUGCCGUGAAGUCACUGCCGGACAGCCUGGCCGAGGGAGUGUCCAAAGUCUCGGCGGAUAUGGGCCGCAUGUCAGAGAAACUUGGCCAGGAUAUUAAACAGUCCAUAUUUAAGGUGCCUCCUUUAAUUGCAAAGUCUGACAUCGAUCCCGAACACUACCGCAUCUCGGCCCAGCUGGACGACAAUGGGGAUGAUAAUAUCCCACUUAGGGUGAUGUUGCUGCUGAUGGACGAGGUGUUUGAUCUGAAGGAGAGAAAUCAGUGGCUGCGCAGAAACAUCAAAAACCUCCUGCAGCAGCUCAUCCGAGCCACGUCUGGAGACACCAUUAACAGGAAAAUCGUGGAUCAUGUCGACUACAUGACCUCGCCUGAGCAAGUGUCUGAUUACGUGAAGAGAUUCAGAGACUCUUACUGGCCAAACGGGAUCCUCGCCGAGACGCCGCCCCGCAGAGACAAAAGCUUACGCAUGAGGACACGAGUCGCCGCUAAGACCACACUCCUGGGCGUCAUGCCAGAUGAGUUGAAGCACAUCAUCGGGGCGGAAACCACACGCAAAGGCAUCCUGCGCGUCUUUGACAUGUUCCAGCACCAACCGCUGAACCGCCGGCUGGCCUGCGUCUUUCUGGAGCGCUUCCUGGAGACCUUGUUUCCUCAGUACAAGUUCCCCGAGCUGUUCGUGAAGCUCCACUCGCGCUCGCCACGCGUGCUCAGAUAUUCGCAGAAAUUGCGCAGCUUGCAAAAGAGGUGACAGA
Carassius carassius (crucian carp) is the source of this 3069-nucleotide messenger RNA. Its product is annotated as sorting nexin-13-like. The coding region runs from base 165 to 3065 and encodes 966 amino acids. Gene Ontology annotation, biological process: positive regulation of GTPase activity. The transcript is spliced from 26 exons. Gene Ontology annotation, molecular function: phosphatidylinositol binding. NCBI's taxonomy places the organism in Eukaryota, Metazoa, Chordata, Actinopteri, Cypriniformes, Cyprinidae. The record is from RefSeq and is a predicted model, not a curated record. Gene Ontology annotation, cellular component: early endosome.